AUGCAGUUCAAGCAGCAGGAGAGCAGCGGCUCUGCCGCCGUUCUCGAUGCCAAGUCUCCCGCCCCCGUUGCUCCCGUCAAGAAGGUCUCUUCCACCCUUCCCUUUGGCCAGCCCGUGGCCCUCGCCUCCAUCUCCGGACCGACCUACGUGACUGCCCAGCUGCUCGUUCAGCAGGUCGCCUACCUCCUGUCCGACAAGAUCUUCUCCUACUCCGCACCGACUUUCGAUCUCGAUGUUGCCGCCAAGGCCUGGGCCGAGGCCAAGGAGAAGAACAUCCACGGCGAGGCCACCGACCUCGUCCAGCUGCAGACCAGGACCGGCGCCGGCGCACUCGCUCUGGGCUACAUCUUCAGCCCCGACUUCGACCUGGCCAAGAGACACCUGCCCCAGACUCUGCUUGCGCCUACGCUGAGCUUGAGGAACUUGCGCGCUGCUCUUGACCAGCUGAGCCUCCUCUACGGUGUUGCUUCCCCCUUCGUUGCCCACGUUGCGGCUCUCGACUACGAUGCCGCAAACGGCCUGGUCUCUGACUACGACACUGCGCUGCGCACCGCCGAGGAGCUUGGCCUCGGUCUGGUUGCCAGCUCCAGCGCCUACGAGACCCAGCACAUGGCUCUCUUCGCGACCCUCAUGGCUGCUCUCAUGCCCACUCUUCACAUCUACGACGGUGUAAGACUCGCCCGCGAGACUUCCCGUAUCGUCGACGCGCUGAGCGAGAGCGGCAUUGCCGACCUCUACAAGAACAUCACAUCCGAGUCCACUGGUGUCACAGAGAGAGCCGCCAUCUCUUCCAAGGUUGCCGACCUCCUGGAUGUGUUCAACAAGCACCUCGACCCCACCGAGGACCACGAGAGCCAGCACACCGCUCUGCUUGCCACCCUCAUGACCGCUCUCACCCCCAGCUUGGGCGUUGAGGACGGUGUCAAGCUCGCCAAGAAGACUCUCAAGGCCUCCGACCCUAUGGGCAAGAAGGGCGUUGCCGAGACCUACCAGAAGAUCUCCAGCGAGGUCCAGUCUCUGAACAAGAGGCUCGACGACGCCGGCAAGGUUGUUGAGCUCCUGAAGCUCUUCAACAACGAGCUCGGCACCAACUACGAGCUCUUUGAGUACUACGGACAUGACGAAGCCGAGAACGUCCUCGUUGUCUUCGGCAGUGCCGAGGCCCAGCUCGCGAAGCAGGUCGUCACCCGUCUCGCUGCUGACGGUGCCAAGGUUGCUGCCAUCAAUGUCCGCGUCUACCGCCCCUUCGUCGAGGAGGCUUUCCUGGCUCGCAUUCCCGAGUCUGUCCGCACCGUCUCCGUCUUGGGUCAGGUCAAGGACGACAUCUCCGUCAACGACGCCUCUCUGCAGUCUGCUCUGUACACCGAUGUCCUGACUGCCAUCUCCUUCGCCGGCAAGUGGCGCCAGGACCCUGCCGUCCGGGACGUCAAGUACUCCGCCUCGGAGGCCUUGACCCCCCAGACUGUUGCCGACAUCUUUGGCAAGCUCCAGAACGCCCAGGCCGAGUCCAAGCCUUUCCCCUCUCUGGUCCAGGCCCACCAGUACACCUUCUGGGAUGUCGACGACUCUGCCGCCGCCGACUCGCCCGUCGUUGUCAGCAACCUGCUGUCCCGCGAGUCCACUAGCAACGUGUACGUUCACGAGUCGUUCGACAACCUUACCCAGGGUGGUAUCGUCCGCACCGACAUCCGCAGCUCCAAGAAGGCUGUCGAGGCUCCGUACGCUAUCGAGGAGGCCGACGUCGUUGCUGUCGGUGACGAGAAGCUGCUCAAGGAUCUUGACGUACUCAAGAGCGUCAACGCCAACGGCAAGCUUCUUCUGAAGCUCCCCAACUUCAAGGAGGAGGACGUCGAGAAGCGUCUCUCCCCUGUCAUGCGCAAGCAGAUCCAGGACAAGGGCAUUGAACUCUACGUUCUCGACGUUGCCGCCUCUCCUGCGUUCGAGAAGGAGCCCCAGGUCGUCAAGUUCCUCUUUGAACUUGCGUUCCUCCAGAUCGCCCGCCCCGACAUCUCUGCCGAGGAGGUUGCCAAGAUCGCCCUCAUUGAGGGCUUCCCCAACACCCUCGCUGAGUGCGUCGACGCUCUCGGCCAGUGCCUGCGCAAGGUCGAGUCCCAGGCUGCCUGGGCCGAGCUUCCCGAGGACGUCGUCGUCAGCGCUCUGCCCUCGACCAUCAAGCCUAACAGCUUCGUCGCCUUCGACAAGGAGGAGCCCGAGGUCGAGUCCAAGCUUGUCGACUGGCAGGCUGCUGCCAAGGGUCUCGCUUUUAAGGAGGCGUACGGCACCCAGGCUACCCUGCGCCCCGAGCUGCCCGUCAAGACGUCUACCGUCACCGUCAAGGAGAACCGUCGUCUUACCCCCGCCACGUACGACCGCAACAUCUUCCACAUCGAGUUCGACCUCGGCGACUCCGGUGUCACCUACAACAUCGGCGAGGCCCUUGGCAUUCAUGCCGAGAACGAUGACAACGAGGUCCGCGAGUUCAUCGAGUGGUACGGCCUCGACCCCAACGCCCUCGUCCAGGUUGCCGCCCGCGAGGAUCCCAACGCCUUCGAGACCCGCACCGUCUACCAGUCCCUCAAGCAGAACAUCGACGUUCUCGGAAAGCCGCCCAAGCGCUUCUACGAGGCCCUCGCCGAGUUCGCGACGGACGAGAAGGAGAAGGAGAUCCUCAACGGUCUCGGUGGCCAGACUGGCGCCGAGGACUUUAAGAAGCGUUCCGAGGUCGACACCCUCACGUACGUCGACAUCCUUCAGGAGUUCCCCUCGGCCCGCCCGUCCUUCCACGACCUCGUCCGCAUCAUCUCCCCCCUGAAGCGCCGCGAGUACUCCAUCGCCUCCGCCCAGGCCGUCACACCCAACUCCGUCGCGCUCAUGAUCGUCGUCGUCGACUGGGUCGACCCCAGAGGCCGCACCCGCUACGGCCACGCCACGCGCUACCUCAAGGACCUCCCCGUCGGCGCCAAGGUCACCGUCUCCGUUAAGCCCUCCGUUAUGAAGCUGCCCGCCUCCUCCAAGGCGCCCCUCAUCAUGGCCGGUCUCGGUACCGGUCUCGCCCCCUUCCGCGCCUUCAUCCAGUACCGCGCCCUCCAGAAGGCCCGCGGCGAGGAGAUCGGCUCCAUCCUGCUCUACCUCGGCUCCCGCCACCAGCGCGAGGAGUACCUCUACGGAGAGGAGUGGGAGGCCUACCUCGACGCCGGCGUCAUCACGCACCUCGGCGCCGCCUUCUCCCGCGACCAGCCCCAGAAGAUCUACAUCCAGGACCGCAUGCGCGAGUCCAUGCGCGACCUGGUGCAGAGCUACAUCAAGGACGAGGGCAGCUUCUACCUCUGCGGUCCCACCUGGCCCGUUCCCGACGUCACUGACGUGCUCAUGGAGGCCAUCAACACGGAGGCCAAGCAGAGCGGCAAGAAGGUCAACGCCCGCAACGAGAUUGAGAAGCUCAAGGAGGAGGACCGCUACAUUCUCGAGGUCUACUAG
This is a messenger RNA of Colletotrichum gloeosporioides, 3477 nucleotides long. Its product is annotated as Sulfite reductase flavoprotein component. Lineage: Eukaryota; Fungi; Ascomycota; Sordariomycetes; Glomerellales; Glomerellaceae. The record is from RefSeq and is a predicted model, not a curated record. Gene Ontology annotation, cellular component: cytosol. The transcript has a single exon. Bases 1 to 3477 code for a protein of 1158 amino acids. Gene Ontology annotation, molecular function: oxidoreductase activity, acting on the aldehyde or oxo group of donors; flavin adenine dinucleotide binding; sulfite reductase (NADPH) activity.